Molecule: messenger RNA, 3209 nt
Organism: Plodia interpunctella (Indianmeal moth)
Lineage: Eukaryota; Metazoa; Arthropoda; Insecta; Lepidoptera; Pyralidae
Product: homeobox protein BarH-like 1b
Exons: 2
Coding region: 103-1017 (304 amino acids)
Biological process (GO): regulation of transcription by RNA polymerase II
Cellular component (GO): nucleus
Molecular function (GO): sequence-specific double-stranded DNA binding; DNA-binding transcription factor activity, RNA polymerase II-specific
Source: RefSeq, a predicted model, not a curated record
GCGUCGACCCGUCAGCCGUAUCCCGUGUUAACUUGGUGUUGUGAGCCACCGGAACAUUCCGAAUUUCUGUGACUGUUGUGUGAUGGAUUUGUGAAUUGAACGAUGGAGGAGGAGUCGAUGUCUGGACACAGCUGUUCUGAGGACGAUAUCAGUGUUGGGCGGCCGUCGCCGGCUCCGUCGCGGUCGCCAUCCCCUCAUGACUAUUUCAGGCCGCUGAAACGGUUGAAGAUGGCUUCGGAACCGGCAGAAGAGCGUCGAGGGGAAGGCGUGAAGAGUUUUUCAAUUUUGGACAUUUUAUCACACAGCCCGCGAACUCCUCCGCGUAUUGUGCGGCCAUGGGACGCGUCAGGAUUCGAGAGACUGCAGCGGUUGCAGAGGUUGGCGGGGGCUGCAUUGCUGGAUGGAGAGAGGUGGAGGCUGGCGGCUUUAGGGCUUUUGAGGCCGCGAGAUAUGGCUCCGGCGGAAUGCUGUGACUCAGCGUCGGAGCGGUCGUCGUCGGCGUCCGACUGCUGCUCGGAGCCCCGGAGAGCGCCCCAGCAGGGCUCCACGGCUCCACACACUCCUCUGGAUGCACUGUUUCACAUGACCAGCAAGACCUUUGAAGCGAACAGUUCUGACAAUGGAGAUGGCCAGUCAAAUCACCUGAACCUCUUCAACAACAGGCCGCAGCCGAAGAAGAAACGGAAAUCAAGAACGGCAUUCACGAACCACCAGAUUUUCGAAUUGGAAAAACGUUUCCUAUACCAAAAGUAUUUGUCUCCAGCCGACCGAGACGAGAUCGCCAGCUCUCUAGGACUCUCCAACGCCCAAGUCAUCACGUGGUUCCAGAACAGACGAGCAAAGCUGAAGAGAGACAUGGAAGAGUUGAAAAAGGACGUCGAAAGUGCAAAAGUACUUUCAGCGCACAAGAGUUUUCUAGAAAACGUGACUGACUUGGGUAUAUUGAAGAAGAAAGCUAUGAGCAUAGGAGCGAGCGAGGAGGCCGCCACGAACUUAGUUGUCAACGCCUCCAAAUGAAACGAGGCGGCACGCGUGGUCGUGCCAAGUGUCAACUACGAUCGACGCGUACUCGAUUAUUAAAUCGUGCUUAUCGAUAUCGAUAAACAAAGACUGCUGUGCAACACUUUCCAAACAGACAUUAGUGACGUGUCGUAUAAAUGUUUUAUCUUCACUCUAGAUUCGUUAAGUACAUCACUAUUUAAUGACUGUAAAUACAUAGAUUUGUAGUUUACUGUACAAAACUGAAGAGAAGCUUCAUUCGAUAAAUGUGAUAGUUGAUUUUAUUAUUUAAGUACUUAAUUUUUUUAUAGAUGUAUCUUUAAAUUAUUUAUUUCUUCGGGUUAUUAUUGGUGUAUAAAAAUGGUCAUACCAAGUGAAUAAUAGUAGAUAAAUUUAUUUAGAUUACUCGUGCGUUUAUAGAUUAUAUUGAACGGUCGUGAUGCUUAAUUUGAAGAGGAUAUUAAUUUGAAAUUGAUAUUUCAAACAAAAUAUUUUUUAAUAUUUUUUUCGAAUUUGUCAUCAAAAUCGCUACAAAUUUAUUCCUAAACAUCAGAGUUACUAUGUAACAAACACCAAUUUAUGCAAUUUACCUCUAAGUGCAAUAUGAAUGGAAAAUUACUAAGAACCAGUAAAAAAACCCGUUACAAUGUAUAUAUACUUGUAUAGAAAAAUUAGUAAUUACAUUUCUUUUUAAUGUAGUUUUGUAAUGUAAUAAUAAACGUUAAAAUACAACGCCAAGUAUAAUUUAUAAUUAGUAAAAGUAAUUACUAAUUUUAAAUUACUUUAUAGCGAUUUUACUAAUUAUUAAAAAGAACAUGACGGCUGUUAGUGCUAAUUACAAGUUACAAUCUAAGUAAUAACAAGUGAUUUAUGUUGAAAAAAUCUAAGCAAGUGAUGAUAUAGAAGAAACGAGAUAAUUAAUUAAAAAUCUACAAGAAAACCCAUUAAAAGUGCGUACAGUUUAGUUUUGUUUUUGUUUACACCAUAGAGUAAAAAUAGUGCUUUGACACAUUAAAUUUCGACUGACAGAUGCUUAUUAAGCAGUAAAGAGAAAUACUACUCGUAAUUUAAACAUAUUUUAUUCGUACAUAGUUCCAGUGAGUUUAAUUUCUGAAAAUUAUAUUUAAAAAACUUUCAAUUGUUUUUAAUGCCUGUACGUAAAAUUUAAAGUUUGUAAUCAUAUUAUUAAAUUUGACGUGAAAAUGUGUAAUCUCUGAAUAAAUAUUUUUUUAUUUUAAUCAUACAUUUUCUGUACAAUUACAUUCAAAUUCUACUUAGAAGCGUAAAAAUGCCCAGUACUAUGGUAGAAACCACAGCACUGGGUUGUGGUACUGGGAUACUAAUACGAUUGAAAUGUAGUGAAGUCGAAUUUAAUGAAGAGCCAUCUAUAAACUGAAUGCCAUUUAGUAUUAAAGCCGUUAAAACAUUACUUUUCCGUUUUAUUCUGUAGACAAUCAAGAUAGUUGAUUACCUAAUCGAAACAUAUUUCUAUUAAAUUUUAGUGACAGGAGAGGGAAAUAAACAAACAUUUAUGUCAAUUACAUAAAUUAUAAUAAUUACAUAUUAUGUUGUUUAAUAUGUAAUUAUUAGAUAUUAAACGACAGUUUGUGAUCAGUAGGACAAAAUAUACAAAUAAUACAUAAUGAUUUUCAGUUGAUAUUUAUUUACAAAAUUUGAGAUAGUACUGUUAGCUUUCUUUAUUUUUAAAAUAUGUAUGAUUCGUUUAAAUCACAACAUUUCUGACAUAUAUCAACAAAAAAGAUAAAAUACCUGGACUUUAAUCUCUCUUUCCCUCUCUUAUAGAUUAAACAGUCAGAUCAGUAUGUAUGCUGCCUAAACAUUGAUUGAUCAAAAUAUUAAACUUCAAAGUGAUAGAUAGAUAUAUUUAUUGAAAAUUUACAAAAAUAAAGAACCUCGAAUUUUUAUCGAAAAAAUACAUCAAUAGCAUAAUCUUGACUUGUUGAAUAAUAAAGACUUUAUUGUUCGCCAUUCAUUAAUUUUAAAUGGUAGUAUUAACGUCGUGCUUCACUACGAUUGAAAGUUUUUUGAUGCAUUCAAAAAAUUUACACGACUUUAUUUUUUUUAAGUCCAGCCAAUUUUUGUAAUGUCUGUCAAACGAAUCCUUGUUCCUAUUAUUAUAACAGUUGUAAAAUACAAUAUAUCAGUCGAUACGCUUUCGCGACAUGUUAUGUGAAUAUUACUUAGUGUAA